UGAAGACAGAAGGUAGCUUUUCUGUAAUAUACGUCCUGUGUUUGUUUUUUUGUGUAUAGAUAGAAAAUACAAAAAUAUAACAACUUUUUUCAUAAUAAAACCAAAUAGACUGGAUAUCUAGCUCGAUGUGACAAUUAUAAAAUAACUCUGAGAACUUUUUAAGUUUUAAGCGUAUAAUAGCACUCGUAUACAGUAAUUUCUACUUCCUGCUGGAAAUGUUACUUCUGAGAAGAUUUAUAAUAACCAUAUUACGAAGCUAGCUGCAACGCGUGAAUUAUCACAAUGGACUCUGGUACUGAUUGGUUAUGUGAGAUUCUGCAAAAUGUGCAGCUUGAGCAGUUCUAUAUACCGAUCAGAGACCAGCUACAGAUAACAAGAUUGGCGCAUUUUGACUAUGUACAUGCAGAAGACCUUGAAAAAAUUGGCAUUAGCAAACCUGGCAUUCGAAGACUGCUUGAUGCUGUUAGAAAAAAGAAGUUACAAUUGUGGAAUAGGAAAUUUUGGAAUAAAUUGUUUGGAUCAGGUUCCAUCACAAGAGAGAAGACUGAUAUAGCAAUCAAACCUCAAAUACAAACUGAGGGUCGGACAACAUGUAUUAUAUUGGAGAAAGAUAUUGUGUUACACAAUGAAUUAGGUAAUGGAUCAUUCGGAGUUGUAAAACGAGGAGAAUGGAGAAUGACAGAUCCAUCAAAUCAAAUGGUGCCAGUAGCUGUUAAAGUAUUAAAGGCUGAUGCAUUCUCUCAGCCGGGAAUUUAUGAUGACUUUAGAAGAGAAGUUGAGGCUAUGCAUAGCUUAAAACAUCCUAAUUUAAUCAAAUUACAUGGUGUUGUUUUUCAUCCUCUGAUGAUGGUGUGCGAACUAGCCCCUAUGGGUGCUUUAUUAGAUUACAUAAGAGCUCAAGAUGGUAAAGUGUCUUUGAACUAUAUAUCAAAGUGGUCUGUUCAAGUAGCAGCUGGAAUGGCACAUUUGGAGAAAAAUAGAUUUUUGCACAGAGAUUUAGCUUGCCGGAAUAUAUUGUUAUCUAAUUUAGAUUUGGUUAAAAUUGGUGAUUUUGGUCUAAUGCGUGCUCUGCCGGAUGCUGAUGAUUGUUACGUGAUGAGUGAACGUCGUCGUGUACCAUUCCCCUGGUGUGCUCCUGAGUCAUUACGUUCUAGGCAAUUUUCUCAUGCAUCUGAUGUUUGGAUGUUUGCUGUUGCACUAUGGGAAAUGUAUACUUUUGGAGAAGAUCCUUGGAUGGGAUUAAACGGUUCAGAGAUCCUUCGCCUUAUAAUGCGUGAAGGUCAACGUUUAUCAGCUCCUAAUGCUUGCCCGCCUGAUAUUUACAUGCUGAUGAUGCAGUGCUGGGACCUCAAUCCCAAGGAACGUCCGACCUUUGUUGGUAUACAGCGGUACAUGGAGACAAAUAAGUUUGAAACAGCAAUUGCUAGUCUUAGUUAUAGAAAACAUGGACAGAUGACAAUAGAAGCGGGGGACGCUAUAGUACUCAUAGACAAGAGGCCUGAACUGCACUGGUGGAAGGGACAGAACCAGACCAGUCUCGAAGUCGGAUUAUUUCCCAGUACAUUAGUGACGGCUGUUAAAAGCAAGAACGUUCAAAGCGCCAAGAAAGCUCCGGCGCUGUCACCGGUUCGAAAAGCGGCGGCGGGCGGUGCGGCGGGCGGCGCGGCGGGCGGGGCGGCGGAGGGCGCGGCGCGGCGGCGGCGCACGGCGGAGGCGGCGCAGGCGGCCAGCACGCGCGCGCCGCACGCGCACAGCCGGCACUUCACCUACAACAAGCUCGUCAACGACCGCUCCGACGCGCCCGCCGCGCCCGCCGCGCGCCAGCUGCGCGACCACUACUCCAAGAGCCUGAAUCACGUGAAAGAAGAGCUACUCAUCGACUUGGAUUUGCCUCCAAUGACUAACAGAACUACACCAACCAAGAAGCAAGCUAAUCCCAAUAAUAUCUCUAUUUUGGAUGAACCGAUUGAUGUACCAGAAAUCGGGCAAGAAUUAGAUUGGGGACAACAAAGCAUAGAAAGCCUACCAACAUAUUGCACAGAAUCUCAGGCCGUGACGUCACAACCGAAUUUGUAUGGUGCUAAAUCUCUAGACGGGCUCAACGUGACGACUACUCAAGCUUAUACAUCCCAGGCAGAUCCAUUCGACACUUCAUUCUGGCCGACGAAUAACCCUGAAUCUCCUAGAACUAAACCCACCUACGAAUUACAAGUAGACGAUACCCUUAACAGAUACAGUCAAUCUCAAACGUACUCGAAUUAUGCGUCAACAAGUGCAGAUGGAAACGUAUACAAUAACAUGACACCAGCCAUGAAUAAUGUCACGAGCCAAGCUACAUCAUAUGGCACGUUAGCAAACGCCAAUUCAACCACGAACGCUCUCUCAAAGAGGAAUAAAGACGAAUCAGAAAUGACCCUAACGAAUGAAAACGUGAAAUCGUUAGCUGAAAUGUCGCUGGACGACAGGAUAUCAGAAUCGUUGAAUCUCAGAUCGAAAAAUACAAAUGAAAAUGUUUAUGCGAAUAGCAGCACGUAUGGUAAUGUUGCCUCCACAUCGAACUUCGGUAACGCGAAUAACGAAAGGUACAACGACAUACCGAUUUACAGUAACUUCGAGAUUAAUCCGACGCAGCAGCAGUUCAUUUUGGAGACCAAGGAUUAUUACACGAAAUUCUCGACACCGUCUGGGAGUCAGACGAACAAUGACUACGAGAAGAACAUUUAUGUGCCGAAAUACGAAGAGGAGGGCGAGAAGUUGAUGAACUUCAGCGACUCCCUCGAGAACUCUAAGAACUACAGCGCUCUGAAGUACCAGAAUGUUGAUUAUGGGCAAUACGGCUACUCGGCCUACGGCGCCUCCACGUCUCGGAAUGUAUUGUACGAUGAAGUGAACGAUACUGCCAGUAAUAUAUACAGUGAGAUCGGGGAAACCCCCGAUGUGUAUGCGAGUGCAAAUUAUACGAAUACUUGUAUAUAUGAUGAAGUGUAUGAGCCCAUACCGAGACCCCACCGUCCGGCGCCUCCUUGCCCGUAUCAACCCAAGUAGGUUUUAUAGUUUUGAAAAAUUAUCUCACUUAACUGUCUAAAUUAUUAUAAGUUGAAAUUAAAAAACUGCAAAGUCAGUACCAUAGUGAAAUUUAACAUAAAUAAAUUAUUGUUUUAUAUAGCAUAAUGAUUGUCAAUUUAACAGUUUGUUUUGAAAAGUGUAUAUUUAGAUUUAAUAUUGGACAUGAAACUACUGAUCGGACUGAAUUUAUAUAGAAGAAUUGAUGAUAAUUAUACUUUUGCUUUAUUAUUAGUUGUGAUAUAUAUAUAUAUUUAAAUUAUGAACAUAUGAAAGGUUUUGUAUAAAAGCGACAAGUCGUUAAGGAUGUAUCUGGUACGGAAGUAAAUUUAGUAAUAAACUUAAAACAGAUGUAUUACUUUUGGUAUUCAAUUGAUAUUUUGUUUUUGUUUUUUAAAGAUUCCAAAUGAAAAAUAUUUUUGUAAAGUAUCUACAUUUACAUAAUUAGAAAUACAUUUGGAUUCCCCUAUCUCUAACAUUUAAAGUUAUUCUGAUAAAGCGAGGUGCGUCGUGGGUCACCCAGUUGAAAAGAAGUUGCUUUCGCUAUAUUAAGUAUAAAAAAAAACACACUCACACACAAUGAAAUAAAUUAACAAAGUUUGUGGAUAAUUUAAUGGCAAGAAAGAUUAUUAUUAAAAGUCUCGUGUGAAUUAAAACAAUAACAAAAUAUAUGUUUAAAUCAUAUUAUAUAAUUCGAUAGAAAGAGACAGAGAGGAAGAGAAGGAACCAUUUCACUCCAGUCAGUUCACUAUACUAAAGCCUUGUAAAAGAACUGCGUUCCAAAAAUAUUGACGCCAACAGAAAGACCAUAGAUAUAAAAUAUUUGGUUGUUUUUACAUAUACUAUGGGAGUUUGAAAUGGAUGAGUGUAUAUUUCCGAAUUCUGAUUUAGAUUUGUCCAUUUUAUAUUUAUUUCUAUUACUGGUUAUAUAAAAUACAUCAGUAGAAAAUGUCUUGUUUAUUUUAUCUGUUAACAUCUGUCUUCAGAUUUGCUACGUCAAUUGACUUUUUUUUUUAAUAAUAGAGUCAUGACUUAAGGCAUAGUUCCUAAAUACAAGAGCAAAUUUUCUUUUAUUCAUAAUAGUAAAUGUGUGUGUAAUUUACUUUUUUUUAGUUUAAAGAAAUAUCUGAAAUUAACGAAUUGAUUAUAUUUUUCUCAUAGUUUAUAAUUUAUAGUAUAAAUAAUUAGUUGCCGCACUUUCAAACGACACUUACAUACAUGUCAUAUCAUUUAAAAGUGCAGCGAUUAAAACUUAUAAUUGUUAAUGUGCCUGGGCCAUCGCGAAAAUUGUUGUGGGCAUUACUAUCGAUGUAAAGAGAUUAUACGUACCAAAACCGGAUUUUUAAUUUUUCAAUGAAUGAGAUUAUUUAAUAUUGUUCAAUGUUUACAAACGGUAUUUGUGUCGAGAAAUUUAAACACAAUUAUCCCGACAUCACAUGGUGCCUCACCGCAAUGUACCUGUUAGUUUUAGAUCUAGGUUUAGCGAAGAUAUUCACUUGAAGCCAGUUAAAGUAUAUAUUUUUUUUACAUUAAUUUAUACUUUUCAAAACAUCCAUUUUCAAUUUUAUUUGAAUCAGAACGUUUAUUAGAAAGUAAUACAGUCUGACUAAAAAUACAAGUAACGCUUUGAAGACAAUUAAAAAAUAUAUAUAUAUUUUUUAGUUAUUACAGUUAUCUUAUCUAUGUGGGCAGCUAACAUUAGUUAUAUUUGAUAUAGCCAUGACACUUCUAGAAGUUAAUUUAAGUUGAUUUGAUUUAUGCUUCUUUAUUUGAAAGCGCAAAUGAUCAAAAUUGUUUAUUCAGUUCUACAAUCCGGUACAAGACAAUAUUUGUAUUAAAUAUUUAAAUGUUAAAAAAAAAAAAAUUGUUUUCUCGCUUGCUACAAAGUUUGAAUACUAAUACUAAUUUCAAUUUGUGUUUAUAUAAAAUAUGAAGAGUACUACAUUUUUAGUAGCCUUAUAAAAUGUAACCUAACCUAACCCAAUAAUCUCAAAUAUUCUUAUAAUAAAUAUAUGUCUGUAAAAUGUGCUAUUUUUUACUCCUAUUUUAUAUUCUUUAGCUAGAACAACACAUGAUAUUAUGUCGUCAUUAUAGCAAGAGAUCUUUAUAUACGUGUAUAUAAAUUGUUUUGUUAAUGUAUGUAGGUGCGGUACAAAAAAAAUCGACUAUUAAACAUAUAAUGUAUAGACUUAGAAAGUCACAGACAUACCUUCUUAAUAUAAAUUGAUGUACAGUUAAAGAGAGUGUUGUCUUUUUCUUUUAAAUGUUAUAUUUAUGGUGAAAAAAAGUGAUCAAAGUGUUUGUAGUACAACCUUUAUUAGUAAGACUUUUGUUGGAACAUCUCAUAAGUGUAUGAACUUUGGAAUCCGUAUUAAUUAAUAUAAUAUAUUAAUUUAUUAGCAUUGACUCUAACUAAUGUUUGAAGCUAAUAAGCUGAAAUUGCUUUCGACAAAUACAAUGAUAUUCAUUUUUAUAUUUUGUAGCGAAAAAUCUUUUUUCAAUUUGGUAGAUAUAAGAGUGUGUAAAAUUUAAAACUGCUCUAGGUUUAAAACGUCUAAGGAUGUAAUAAUCGAGGUCUGUUAAUACUCUUAAUGUUAAUAAUGUGUAUUGAUAUAAGCCUUUUUGUAUCUUUAACUGUAAAUGUAAUUUAAUAAAGUGCAUGUAACGACUUUGUUAUAUUACUUGCAUUGUA
Vanessa atalanta (red admiral) is the source of this 5755-nucleotide messenger RNA. RefSeq names its product activated Cdc42 kinase Ack (gene Ack). Gene Ontology annotation, molecular function: protein tyrosine kinase activity; protein binding; ATP binding. The transcript has 10 exons. The record is from RefSeq and is a predicted model, not a curated record. NCBI's taxonomy places the organism in Eukaryota, Metazoa, Arthropoda, Insecta, Lepidoptera, Nymphalidae. Gene Ontology annotation, biological process: protein phosphorylation. Bases 283 to 3045 code for a protein of 920 amino acids.